AUGUCGGUUUACAAGUCACCCGUGAUGAAUAAGUUUGGAGUAAUAUCUUCCACUUACUAUGAAAAACUCUUGAAAGCUAAUUUGGAAAGUGCAAAUAGAAAGAAGGAUCACAAACCAAAGCCAUCGUUUUCCAUCACCAAAGAGUUCAUUCUGAAAUUUAACUGCACAGAGAAUCCAUCAGAGCAGGAAGAAUUGUUGGAACAAGCUAGGAAACUCCUCAUCAGGUGUAAGAGGAAGCUGGGUCUCAAGACCCUGGGCUCCGGGAAGCAUGUGCAUCUUCCGACUGCGUGGGAAGAGGUCAUCUAUCUGGCUCAGUGCAAAGGGGAGAUUCAAGACGAAGCUUUGAAUAUGCUCCACGCCUCCUUGGACCAAGUUUCUUUCGACUACAACCAGCUCCCUGCCCUGUUCUUUCUCGCGGAAUCAGUUUUAUAUCGGCUCUGCUGUGAUGCAUUCAUGAAGAGAUUUUUAUAUUCGGUUGAAAUAAAGUUGCUGAAGAUUGGCUAUUUGAUCUUCUUACGACUUUUUGUAUUUUUCCUGCAUGGUCACUUAGAAAGUUUUAAACAACAUUUACUCAGGCUGCAACCAUAUUUAUACGCACUUUAUUUCUCUGAAGUGUCCUACCACAAGUACCCAAACAUCUUCUCAAACGUGCAGUUCAUUCUGAAAACGUCGGAGAUUAUAUGUAAAAGGGAACUCCAUUCUGAAUCAUUCGUGGGAAAUACAGGCAGCACAGAGAGCGUAUAUUCUGAUUUGGUAGGUAACCAGAUGCAGUGGGUAUGCCUUACCGCGUAG
Phodopus roborovskii (desert hamster) is the source of this 792-nucleotide messenger RNA. RefSeq names its product transmembrane protein 232 (gene Tmem232). The transcript has 6 exons. NCBI's taxonomy places the organism in Eukaryota, Metazoa, Chordata, Mammalia, Rodentia, Cricetidae. The record is from RefSeq and is a predicted model, not a curated record. The coding region runs from base 1 to 792 and encodes 263 amino acids.